Molecule: messenger RNA, 2775 nt
Organism: Aspergillus pseudotamarii
Lineage: Eukaryota; Fungi; Ascomycota; Eurotiomycetes; Eurotiales; Aspergillaceae
Product: putative NTP binding protein
Exons: 1
Coding region: 1-2775 (924 amino acids)
Source: RefSeq, a predicted model, not a curated record
AUGGAGGGACAUAUUCCUUUACCGAAAGGGCAUUUGCUCAACCUCCAGCCUCGAGCUCGAAACGGCAGACGCACCAAAUUCAGUGACCAAGAAGCAGGAAACGAGCAAAAUGGAGCACAUCCUCCGGGGACCGACCAAAACUCGACCGAGUCGAAAAUUGGAUCCUCCAAAACACCCCAGACUCUUUUGCGAAGGGGCAGGGCCACCAAGCUUCCCAUUCCUAGAGCGUUUGCAGAUAAGGGUACGGAGCAAAGAAGGGAAACAUCCGUCACGCCUCAGACAAAGCAGCAGAAUAUCAAGGUGCAUGGUCAGAUGAAACGGUCCCCUGGUGCGUCGGAUCGUGAAUCACCAAACUCGACAGACAAAGACCGUGAGCAAUAUUGGCGGAAAGUUCGAGGGAAGUUCGACCGGGAACCGCCUACAGCAUCACGGAGCAAAGAUAAACAGAAGGAUUAUUAUCAAGAGGCCUAUAGAAAGAUUAUUUCAUUGGCUAGCUCACCCAAACAUGAAAUGGCCAAACACAAGCAAAAAACUGCAAGUCCAACUACCCGUGCUCAACGAGGUUCUGAACAAGGGGCGAAGUCCAGAACCAAAAUAGCGGGUCCUACCAUCGGUAAUCAAGAUGGCCCUGUGUCCCACUCCAAGGAGCAUUCCGAGAAUCAGAAUGGAUUCCAGUCGAGCAAGGACAUACCGACAAGCCACGAGACCCAUGACACGACUCCUCAAAGGUCCCCUGACAAGACAGGUAACACUACCGACUCAUCCAUUCACUCAUACCCUUCCAUAUCACCAGUGUCAGGCCCUAGUAGCUCGAUGACCGAGUGGGAAGAUAGAUUUGUUGUCAAUAUGCCUUCAGCCAAAGACCCAAACCCGCCGACAAUGAGCGUAGAGCAGAUUGUGGAGUUCCAAAAGAGCAUUGAGAAUGUGCACAAAGAGGGAGAGGCGAUGCUUGAUCCCGACACUCUUCCAAGUCCACGUACCACGACACCGGAGGAUAAUCCGAAUCUGCCAGACCCUGAACGAAAACAGCUUAGCACCCUCGACGGCCAGGACUCACGUUCAAGUCAUUCUGCAGAGGCAGGUGAACAACCGGCAACGUAUCAGUCUGGUCAUAAUCGAUAUUACUCACCUGAUGAGAUUGGGAAACAGCGCUUCAGCACAAUCUGGGAAGAGUCACCAUCGAGAAUAAAGCCGAAGGUGUCCGAUGCUAAUCCGGACGGCUCUUUUUUAGGGUGCAGGGAAAUCAAGGGACCGUACGACAAGAAUCCCGACGAGAUUUUGUUUUUCUCGUCAACCACCGAGCGCCCCAGAGUAGUGGAUGUGUCGACACCAAUGGCCAAGCCAAAAGAUUGGAAGAAGAUAAUGACGCCAGCCCAGCCAACGACAGCAGCAUCGGAGGAAAAGACCGUCGCCCAAGACGAACGGAAGCCAACUUUUCAGAGUUCGAAGCAUGUCCAAUGCUCCAAGCAGUCACCGAAGACGAUGUGUCACGAGACCAUAUGUCAACGACAGGACAAGGCAGAGACGCCUGCGCAUGCCUCGGGGAAAGAGAACACAAACCAUGCUGCCCGUGCGAUAAGAACACAGGACCAGAGAAAGAGCCAUGGGGACGAUGUGUUCAUUAUCACACCCACUAUCACACGCACUAUGGUGAACACAGGGGAAACGAGAGGCGCUACGCCGAAACGUUCGGGCAUACCGCCUCGAAUAGCAGGCGAAACCAUCAAAGAUGUAAGGGCGAAGCCUCAAAUGCACCCUUCACCGUCGGGAUUACGACGAGCGACCCAAAAUUCGUGGGAGAGAUCCAACGCAACUUGGCCAACGCCUUCAUUUUCAAGAGACACUCCCGUAAAAAACGUGCCGGGGACACCACAAGCUCGAGCAGAACUGGGGUAUAUGAGCGCGGAAAGGCGUCGGGCCAUACGUGGGUACAUCCGUAUGCCCGUCAUGGUAAAGUCACGCACAGAAAAUCUCGGUCAACGCAUACAUAAUAAUACCCCACCGAAAGCGCCUGCUGCUCCACCGAAGAAUGAUUAUCAAAUCCCUGCAAGGAGUAUAUCGGACUCGUCUCAGUCCACACCCUCCUCGGGCCAUGAUAUCUCUCCCGCCAGUUCGCUAACGAGGGAUCAGCGAUAUCCAAACGCGCCAACGCAGACCGCUAGAAUUGUUGAGGUAGCCGAAUUGGAUGGCCUACAAGUCGACGAUCCAAGGGAUGAGCAUAAGACAGAUCACAAGGGAAAUGACAAAUCGGGUGGCAAGUACACACACGAAGAGCAUCUUCGCUCGAAGGUUGCUGAUUUGCGUGCCGAUCUACAGACAACUGGGGUACAGGCAAACUACCGGGGCUUGUUAAAUUCAAUUACAAUGAGUCUGAUCAUGGACGUCUUCUUCCUGUCGGCUGCUCAAGCUCAAGGCCUCUUUACGCAGAUAAUAGACAAUCGGCAUUCAAAGACCGUCCUGUUCAAAAUUGCUUUGAACUGUAUUCUGAACAUGGUUGAACACUGCCUGCAUGUUUUCAAGAACCUCCUGCAGGCUUGCUCCAUUUACACCACAACAGGAGUUUGGCCUAGACCAAGUGAGAAAGACCUUGCUCGUUUUCUGACUGAUCUUUGUCAGGUGGUGAUUUAUCUUGGUGUUCUUGGUUCUAUCAUGAUGCUUCUAGGGCGAGCAGUUGAGUAUGUAAUUCUUAUCGGAAGCUGGAUCGUAUGGUUUGUAAGGCCUCUCGGGUGGUUUUUGGGUGCGCUAGGAAGAGUUCUACAGGGUAUGACAAGCUGA